GGCUCUGUUUCUGCUGUCUUCCAAAGGGAGCGUCUCCUUUCUUCUUCUUCUUCUUCUUCUUCAAUUUCUAUUUCUCUCAACACGAACUCGGACCGAAUUUGUUUAGUUCGAAUUCAUUUGAUUUGGGGUUUUGUACAUUAGGGUUGGAUUUCAAUGCCUAUGGCGACCGCACCCUUGAGCAAGAUCGAGCGAGCCCACCAGAUGUAUCGCGAGGGGGUCUAUCUCGAAGCCCUUAGGUUUUACACUGAAGCGCUUGCCAUGGCCACGACCUUGCCCCAGAGGAUUUCGCUUCAUAGUAAUAGGGCUGCUUGUCACUUGAAACUUCAUGAUUUUAAGAAGGCAGCAGAAGAAUGCACUUGGGUUCUUGAACUCGAUCACAAUCACACUGGAGCGUUAAUGCUCCGUGCCCAGACUCUUGUCACACUCGAGGAAUAUCAUUCUGCUCUUUUUGAUGUCAACAGACUUGUAGAACUGAACCCAUCAUCAGAAGUUUAUCAGAAUCUUCAAACUCGUCUCAAGACGCAAUUGUCACUUGCUCCAAUACUCGAAUCAGAAGUGGAGCUAGAGGAGGACGAAGACGACUAUGAUGUUCAGUUCAAUGCAUAUGCAGCCAAUGAGGGAAAAGAAAAUGUUGUAGCUCCAUGUAUUGAGCAAGUACAGAAACCUAAGCUCAAUAGCAAUUUGACAAACAAUACCGUUAUCCAGGCAGCUCAGGGCAACGGCGGAGUAUCUAAAGAAGGUGGCAAUCAGAAAGCUGAGGUCAAAAUGAUUAGUAAAAGUGAAGUUGUUGCCCUUCAAACACAGGGCAAGAAGGGCACAACUGACCUAGAUCCUAAGGGCUGGCAAACAAUCCCAAAACCAAAAGGACAUUCAACUUUGGAUUAUGCACGUUGGGAUAGAGUUGAGGAUGAUUCUAGUGAAGAUGAUGAUGAUGAUGAAGAAGAAGAGUCUGGGCCUCAAUUUCGUUUUCGUCUUAGAACAGUUGGCGCUAAAUCCGUGAAAUGAGCUGAAGAUGCAUCAUACAAUCAAAUGUCUUGCUGUCUUGAUAGAAAUAUGACACAAUGAGCAACUCUGACCACUGUGGAUUUGGAAAUUCACAUGUGUAAGAUCAGUAUUGUUGAGACCUUCAUACCUGUUUAACAUGUAUUUGGUUACCAGAAAAAUUAGCACUGCGGAUCUGAUCGACGAGCAAGCUCUGCACGUAAGAUUUAAACAGAUUGGUUCGAAUAACGUGUGCUGCAAAACAUCAAUGUCUAAGUGGUUAUCAGAAAUGGACAAUCCUGUAGGAUUGAUGUCUUGGACAUGGAUGAUAUUUCUGGUAUCUGCUGUUCAAUGCAUGUUUCUGUUUCCUGAGAAAAUGUGGUACAUAUGUUAUCAGCAGCACAUAGGCUUCAAAUUUCAUGAUAUUUGGAAGAACAAAUACUUGAGUGAUGAUAACUGAAUGAAUCAUUCAUUCACUGC
Molecule: messenger RNA, 1461 nt
Organism: Cucurbita maxima (winter squash)
Lineage: Eukaryota; Viridiplantae; Streptophyta; Magnoliopsida; Cucurbitales; Cucurbitaceae
Product: peptidyl-prolyl cis-trans isomerase FKBP4-like
Exons: 3
Coding region: 154-1005 (283 amino acids)
Molecular function (GO): protein binding
Source: RefSeq, a predicted model, not a curated record